This is a messenger RNA of Cinara cedri, 8945 nucleotides long. Lineage: Eukaryota; Metazoa; Arthropoda; Insecta; Hemiptera; Aphididae. The record is from the annotation of a GenBank genome assembly.
AUUUCAUUAUUAGGGUAAAGGAUAUUUAGUAUUCACAAUUCGUACAAAUUAUCCUGUCUAUGAUGAUGUAUUGAUGAUAUAUUGAUGUAUUGAUGUUUCACUAAAAGUAUGUAUAUAUUUAUUUUUCUUACUAUUAUAUUUAUGUUUUUAAGAAAAUUGUUUUUGAAAAGUAUUUAAUAUAUUUAUGCAGUGGUAUCCAACUUGUAGUAUACGAAAAUAAUUUUUGAUAAAUAGAGAAACAUGUUAUUAGGCCAGGUGGUACGUGAACAAUUUCAAAACAUUUAAGCAUGUAAGUGGUAUGUGGAUAAAAAGGUUGGGAACCUGUGUAAUUAGUGUAAUUCCAAAUUUUACAUUAUAAAAUGAGUAAACAGACAAUUGGUCCUGUAAAAAACGGCGUACCCCAAAAAUCAGCUCUGUUAAACAUUUUUACAUGGACAAUCAUACAAAGUGAUAACUUUAAUAAAUUAAUUAUUAAUAUAAAUAUAAACAUUUUAAAAUUAUUUUAUAUAGCUAUUAUUAUCUUGCCUAAAUCAGGACGAAUUGAAGCCCUAAUUUAUAACUAAUCUUAUCUGUAACUUAGUAACUUAUCUUAUUCAGAAAUGUGAUAUCAAUAUAAAAUUAAAAAGAUUUUCCAUUAAAGGAAAAAAAAAUAAUUAGCAAGAGAUCAAUAGGGUUGAUUGGUGAACCUAUUGUCAGGAUCCCUGCUUUAGCCAUUCAUUUGUAUUUUAUUCAUUGAUAGUAUAAUUUUGUAAUUUGAUAUUCCAUAUUGUUAUAAUAUUAUUCAUUGACAUUAAUUUAUUUACUGGGUGGUAUCAAUUAUUACAAACAUAUACCUAGAUAGCAUAGAAUGUCCAUGGAAGGUGAAAAUUAAAUUUGAAAAAAGCUAAAAUUUAUCUCAUAAAGUAUUUCUCAUAAGCCUAUGAAACAAUAAUCAAAUGUUGGUUCAGUCGUAAAGUAUACAUGGUUAAUUUUUCAAUUGAUUUCGACAACCGUGGCCAAAGUAACAGAGAUAAGUGUGUGAAAAAUAGAUAGUGACUCCACCCUAUUGUUAGUGUAAAAAGGUAUGAUGUAGGAUGAUUAUCCACAUACAGUGUUUUUUUUUGCAAGGACCAACUGUCCAAAAUGUGACAAUAAGUUCUGUAAAAACUACAGCAUAUACAUUGAACAUAUUUAUAUUCUAUUUAAAAAUCUCGUCGAGGUUAUUUUUUUUUAAUUUUGAACAACUCAAAAUUAUUAAAUUUUGACAUUUAAUUUAUUUAGAAUUGAAACCUCUAAAAAAUAAUAAUAAUAAUAACAAUAAAAAAAAUUAAUAAAAUACUUGUUCGCACAACAAAAUAGUUACAUAAUAUGGAUAAUGAUACAAAAUUAAAGAAAUAAUAAUUUAUUUUGGAAUGUGUAUUGGAUGAGAGAAGUAGAUUUUUAUAAAAAUAGCCAUGCGAUUUAAAUAUAAAUGUAUACAUUUUAUCAAAAUCAAAAUUUAUUAAAAUAAUUGUUUUCUUAAUGACAUUUUAUAUAACUAUAGUGUUAUGAUUUUACAAAACAUAUUCAGUGUAUCAUACCUAUUUAAGGUUCUUCUGUGACUUUUUUAUACAAAUGAAUAAUUCAUGACAAGUUGCUAAAGUUUGUAGUAAUAUGUAGUCCUAUUGUUUUAUGUGGGCUUAACAUUUUUAGAUACUAAUUAGUUUAUUAUUAGUUUGAUUUUAUUUAAACUCUUGACUCUAUAUUGUUGGAACCUAACCAUGGAAAAUUUAUGAAUGUGUUAUAAAUAUUGUAAAUAAAAUAAUUAUACAAAGAGAGCAAAUCUUAGACUAGAUAUAUGAUGUGAUUAUCCUAUUUAUUUAUUUAUAAAUAAAAAAAAAAGGCAUGUUAUGUGUCUUUUUUAAAAUUCAAGCAGGUUAUGAUAUAGGUAGGUAUUUUACAAUUAGUUUGAAGUUAAAAGUCUGCCCAAAAAAUUACUAAGGUAUAUUGAUACUGAUAAAAGGCUAUUAAAAAUUGUAUAAAAUUAUAACCACUACAAUACAAAAGAGCAUUUCAUAAAAUGCAUUAUUAAAUUAUUAAAAUAAGAUAAAAGAUGUCAUGACAGGAAAGUGGAGACAUAGAAAAAAAAGAAAAUUAGAAGAAAUUUUUUACGAAAAAAAACGCAGUAGACUGUUGUUAAAAAAGAAACUAUGUUGGACAGGACAUCUUCAUUUAAUGAAGAACAGGAAAUCAUUUUUUUUUUUCAAUUUUUUAGAUUUUUAGUAGUAAAGAGUAUAUAUAGAAUCAAUAUUUAAUUCAAACCAAUAACUGUUAAAUAUAAUUUAUAUAAAUUAUAAAUUCUUAUAUUUGAAUAAUCCUAUAUCCAACACUAGUUUAUUUCUAAUUUAUAUUUUUGUAUAAUUUACUAAUCUUUCACCUCGAGUAGAUUCUGAGCCUAGUUGAGUUUUUUAGUGGUUGAAGUUAAAAUCAAUGCCAUUAUUCUUUAGGUUUUUGGUAUGUCUGGGUGGCGGGAUUUAAUCUUCUAAAAGUCUAGACCUAGAUAAUCAUUUGCACUGUCAGGGAGGCUGACUAUACUUAGGAUUUAAACAAGUAUAUAUUUUUACCAUCUCAUUCCACUCUGCCACUUUAUUUCUUAACACGUUCGCUGCGUAUAACGCCAAUUGGUGUCAAUAGCGUCACUGCUAUGUGCGAUUGGCGUCAUCUGAUAAAUCCAUUUUAAUGUAAUUAUAUUUCGGUCAGGUUAGAACCUGUGCUUUAAUUUUAUGUAAGCUUUGUCAACAAACAUUGUUAAAAAUAAUUUUAAAAACCAUUUCUAAAAAUAACCAUUCAAUUUCUAUUUACGUACAAUUUAAUACUAUUUCUUAAUUACCUACUUUUAUCGUGUACGCAUCACAGUAGGUGCUACUAAAAUAUAAUACACAGCGAACGUGUUAAACUUAAAUUAAUUUAAAAGUAUUUUAAUUUGUUUUAAUAGUUAUACUUUUUUUCUAGAUUAACAAUGCACAUCAAAUCUGUAAUUAUUGAUGGAUUUAAGUCCUAUGGAAAACGUGUUGAGUUGAAAGAUUUUGAUCCAGAAUUUAAUGCUAUAACUGGCUUGAAUGGUACUGGAAAGUCAAAUAUAUUAGAUGCAAUAUGUUUUACUCUAGGCAUAUCAGCUAUGAAUACUAUACGAGCUUCAAGUAUGCAAGAUGUCAUAUAUAAAAAUGGACAAGCUGGUGUUCAUACAGCUACUGUUACUAUAAAAUUUGAUAACAAAGACAAAGCAAGAUCUGCUCCUCAUUACAAAGGCAAUGAUGAAAUUGUUAUUUCACGUGAGGUGGGAAUGAAUUCUAAAAAUAUUUAUAAAAUAAAUGGUAUUACUGUACAAGCUAAAAGAAUUAUGGACUUUUUUAAUUCACUUCAAAUGAAUGUAAAUAAUCCUCAUUUUAUUAUUAUGCAAGGUAGAAUCACAAAAGUUUUAAAUAUGAAACCUAUAGAAAUUUUAUCUAUGAUUGAAGAAGCAGCUGGUACCCACAUGUAUGAAUCAAAAAAAAAGAAUCUAGAAUUAACAGUUAUUAGGAAAGAAAAUAAAUUACGAGAAAUGCGAACUAUUGCUGAAGAAGAGAUUAUGCCAACUAUAAAGACUAUUGAAAAUGAAAAACAAAUGUUGGAGGAAUUAAAUAUGGUUCAAGGUCAAUUAAAAACACAGCAAGAAAAACUUGAUAAUUGGAAUUAUGUGACAUUAACACGUGAUGUAGAAAAUAUUACUAAAAAACUAAAUGAUUUAAACCAAACGAUUGACACUAAAAAUGCUCAUAAACUAUCUCUUGAAAAUCAGAUUGAAGAAAUUAAUGAAACAUUAAAAGUGAAAGAUUCAGAAAUAGAAAAAGAAGUAAAAAAAAAAAUAAAUAAACUUGAAACUGAAAUCGAACAAAUGGAAAAUAACAAAAAUAAAAUACAACUUGAAAUAGCGGGAUGUAAAAAAAAUAUAACCAUUGAGUUAAAAAAAAUGAAAGAUAUAGAAAAACAAAUUAUUAAAAGUAAAAAAUGUUGUGAUAUUAAAAAUAAAGAAAUGGAAGAUUUUAAUGAGUUGCACGCAGGCUUAGAUGAAGAAAAUAAAAAAUACACAAACGAUUUAGAUGAAAUAGAUAAAAAAAUAGUGGCAUUAAAUUCGGGAAAUAUAUUUACGGAAGAGAAUGAUGGUUCAGUACAAGAAAAUAUUAAUAAAUUUAAAUUAGAAUUACAAAAUCAAAGUACAGAAAAUCAACAAUGUACACUUAAAGUUGAUGGUUUAAAAAAAACUUUAAAUGAACAGUUAAUUGGUAUGAAAGAAGCUCAAAAAGCAUAUGAUAUGCAAAUGGUUCAAUUGACAGCCAAAGAAAAAGAUUAUGAUAAAAUCAAAAAUGAAUAUCUGAAAGCUAAUGAAGAGUUAAGCCAACGAAAUAAUUUGACAUCAAGUUGUGAUAGUUUACGCAGAGAAAUAUGCAAUUUGGAAUCAGCUUUAAAAUCAUUUGAAUCCAGGAAUCCUAAUUUAUUUUUCAAUUUUAAUGACCCUCGUCCUAAUUUUAAUCGUAAUAAUGUACAUGGACUUAUUUGCCGUUUAUUUAAACCAAUUGAUUUUCGAUUUGAACUUGCAUUAACACUUAUAGCUGGUGGUAAAUUGUAUUAUGUUGUUGUUGAAGAUGAUACUAUUGGUAAAGAUAUCUUGGAGACUAACAAAUUUCGAAAUCGUAUGAAUUUUAUACCAUUAAGUAAAAUCAAAUCUGAUAGUAUGCCUCCAAAUGUUGUACGUACAGCUCAACAAAUUGGCGGAGUUGAUCAAGUUUUUCCUGCAAUGUCAUUGAUUAAAUAUGACAAAAAACACUUAAAAGCAAUACAAUGGAUAUUUGGGCAAUCAUUUAUAUGUACUACCAAAGAAAUUGCCGAAAAAGUGUGUUUUGACAACAGAGUUAAUAGAAAUUGUUAUACACUAGAAGGUGAUCACUUCAAUCCAUCUGGUAGUCUUACUGGUGGAUCAAAUAAUCAAAGGCUUUUUUUGAAAGCAUUAGCUGAACAAGAUGAAAUUAAGUUACAACUUGAAGCAAAAAAAUCUGAAAUUGCAAAGUUAAAUAAUAGACUAACCACAAUGGAUCAUUUGUCGGACAAAAUUGCGGAAUUAAGUGAUCAACAGAAUAUAGUUCAAGCAGAGUUGGACAAAAUUAAAUCAGAUGUACAUUUGGGCAAACCUCAUCAACAAGUUACUGAAGUUAAUAGUAUCAAACAACAGAUAGUUGAACUGGAAAAUAAGUUAGCUGAAGGUAAAGCAAAUGAAAAACAAUUAAAGGCUAAAAUUAAAGAUUUAGAAACACAAAUGAAGAAUGCUAAAAAUAUUUUAAAACAACAAUUAAAUGAUGCAGAAAAAACUAGAAAUAACAUUUUAGCAAUGAUAAGGAACAGUAAAGAUGAGUAUGAUAAAAGAAAAACUAACUAUGCUAAGUUAGAACUUGAUAUUACAGAACUAAAAAAUCAAAUUAAAGAUGAAGAAAAUCAAUUAACUGAGUUGAAUGUUGAAAAAUGCAAAAUUGAUGAACAACUAAUAGAAUAUAUGUCUCGACUAGAAGCAAUCAGUGUUAGUUGUGAAAAAAUAAAAACAGAAUUAAAUUGUCAUUAUGAAAUAUAUAAUGCAGGUAAUAAAGAAAUGGAUAAUUUGAAAAUCAAGAGGAAGAGAAUGCAGGAAGAAGCUCACAUGAUUGAUGUUCGACAUAUAGAUUUAGUUGCAAAACAAAAAAAUUUGGAACAAGCUUUAGAAAAGGUAGAAGAAGAUUUGGGACAUCUUAAAAAACGAUUCUCUGCUAUUCAAAAAGAAAUGGCGCUCAAAAUGGAUUUUAAUAAUUUUGAUUCUGGUAAGAUAAAUUUAGUAAAUUCAAAACUAUUAAACUUGUAUUACUUAACAAUUAAAUAUUAAAAUAUACCUAUCUAAAACAUAAAAUACAAAUUUUAGAUUUAUAGAUUAUUUUAUCUUUAAUUUUCUUAUACUACAGUAGGAUUUAUAAUGUUUUUUUUUUCUUAUUUGAGCAAAAGAAAUUUAAAACUAAAUAUGCACAACAAUUAAAAUUGACAAUAGUGAAUAAAACAAUAAUAAGAAGACAUGGUGUAGGACACCCAGUGAAGUUACCUACUUCGUAUUUUUGUAGGGAUAUUUUAUUUAAAGAUUUAACCAUUUUAUUGUUAACCUCCUUGAUAAAUUCUCUGGGAUAUAAGCUAAAAUAAGGUGAUUUAUAUUUAGGUAGAUGUGGGAGCUAAAUUUGCUUUAGAGACUUUAGUAAUCUGUUUUAGUGAUCUGGGUAACAUAAUUGAUUUGAAGAUUGGAUUGAAGGGCUUUGUUAGUAAUACACCAGAAAGAUCUUAAUGUGCGUAGGCAAAUUGAUUGGAAAUAAUGGAUUUUAUGUAUGCUAUAUAAACCUAUGUAUGCUAUAUAAAACCUACUUUAAAAAUAUAAAUCUAAUAUUUGCUCUUAAAAUAUGAAUAAAAUUAUAAUAUUGAUUCUUAGUAAUCUUUAUAAAAAAAUCCUUUAUCAUUUUUUUUUCUAAAAUUGUUUGAUAUAUAAUAGCUGUAUAAUAUGUAUGCAAUUGUUAACUUAAGUCUUUAGUUUAAACAAUUACCUACCAAUAGAUACCAUUAUAUUAUGGUUUAUUGCUGAUUAUUAUUAACCCAUAUUUUUGGACUUGACUUGUGGGAUAUCUUAAGUUUUUAAUACAUAAGGACUAUUUGAGGGUUGGUAAUACAUCAUAUUUAUUGACUUAAAAUAAACUAAUUAUUUUUAGUUAUAUUUAGUACAAGACAUAUAAAUAAAUUUCAAAUCUCUAUUUUCAAAUAUUUCAUACAUAUUUUUUUUUCAUAUAUGUAAAGACAGACAUAACAAUAUAAACGAAUGUGCAAAAUUAUAAGUAACAAAAAACUGACAUACUUUGCACGUGGGUGGGCCACUGUUGUAGAUGAGAAGUUAGGAAGGUAGAGGGAAAAUUUAAUGUUCAUCUGUAAACAAAGAUUAAUCUUUACUAACGAAAAACCAUUCUGAACGGAGUUAGGUAUAAGUAAAACUGGUGUAAAGAGUGCAUACCCCCUUAUUGACAGAUGGGGAACUAGAGUGGGUGUCAGGACUUUAAGUAUAUUCAUGAGUAAGGAAUAAACUACGUGUGCAGAGAAAAAAAAAAUAAAAAUUUUUAUAUACAGUAUGAUACUUGCCGCAAAAAAUAAGUAUUAGAAGUAAAUUACUUUUUGCUAUUUUGACUGGACUAAUUAGUGUUUUUGUAGAAUGUGAUUAUUUUUAUUUGCGACUAUCAUAAUACGAUGCUUUAUGUAUUUAUCCAUGUUUAUCUAUCCAUAUGCACUUUAUCUCUCAAACAGUUUUCAUUAAACAAUUAGUUAGGUUCUAACAUAAAUUGAUAUUUUCAGUUUAAUAAUGAAAAUGGGGAGCUUACACUACUUUGAUACUUUUGUUUGUAUCAGUUUAUUUAAUUAUUAAUUUUAUAUAAAUAAUCAAAUACUGGUUCAUUCAUAUUUAACAAUUAUAAACUAUAAAAUAACUAUGACUAUAAUAUGAAAUAUUAUAUGCAUUCUUUAAUAUUCGUAUAGUAAUUUAGCAAUUUAGUUUUGUUGUAUUUUUAAUUAUUAUAUAUUAUAUUAAUCUGGAUCCUAGGGUUAUAGUUCAAUAUGACGCUGUUUUGCUGUUUAAUUGUUUAUACACUAAACUGAAACAAACAAAUAUUGGUGUACAUUUUAUAAUGAAGCUCGUAUCUUUUUUAAAAUAAAUAAAUAAAUCAAAUAAUAAACAUUUAAAAAUGAAUUUAAAUUGUAAUUGGUUCAUUAAUGAAAUAUGUUUUUGAUAUAAUUUAAUUCUUUAAUAAUUAUUUGUUUAUAGAGGAAUCCACAAUAGCAGUUUCAAAUCUUAGAGCUAGAUAUAAGGAAUUAUCAAAGGUUGUAGAUCCAGGUAAAUUGAAUAACUUUCACAAAUAUAUUCAAGAGUAUCAGAUUCUACAAAAAAAAAUGGAUACAAUUGUUAGAGAUAAGAAUAAAAUAGUUGAAAUAAUUGAAGAGUUAGAAGUGAAAAAACAUCAACAUUUGAAGCGAGCUUCAGAUCGCGUGAAUAUAGAAUUUGGGAAAAUAUUCAAUAGUGUAUUACCUGGUGCCCAAGCAAGUUUAAGACAAUUAAAUAAGAAUGAUAUUACUGCAGGAUUAGAAAUUCGUGUUGCCUUUAAUGGAUUAUGGAAGGAUAGUUUAGAUGAACUUAGUGGAGGCCAACGUUCUUUGGUUGCAUUGUCUUUAGUUUUGGCAAUGUUGCUAUUUAAUCCAGUACCACUUUAUAUUUUGGAUGAAGUAGAUGCUGCUUUAGAUCUUUCUCAUACACAGAACAUAGGGAAAAUGUUAAAACAACAUUUUAAACAAUCACAAUUUAUUGUGGUAUCACUCAAGGAUGGUAUGUUUAGUAAUGCCAAUGUGUUGUUUAGAACAAAGUUUGUGGAUGGAUCUUCAGCAGUUACUAGAACUACUUGUAAUAAUAAUUAAAUGUCUGUAAAUUAUUUUUAAUCAUCAUUGUAUUUGUAUUGAUAUAUUUAAAUGUUAUGUAUUAUAUAUUUUUUUUUUCAUUCUACUUUACAUUUGCUUCUUAGCUUUUAAGAUUAUUAAAAAAAAUAUUUGAAUUAAAUUUUUCCAUUUUCAUAGGUAUUUACCGCUUUUGAGAGACAUGAAAUUUUUAAAAGUAACUAAAUUACUAAUAUGUUUAUGUCUGUAUUUAGUGUUAUUAAUUACUAUAUAUAAAAAAAAAAAAAAAAUGUAACUUAUUGUUAGUUUGUUUAUAUUACACUAAGAUAAAUGAAAGUGAAGUGUUAUACAUAUAUGUUUAUCUUAUUUAUUUUUAUAAUACUUACAAAUUUUACUCUAUUUACUCCGUAUAUCAUCAUAUAUAAUUUUUAUUUCAUAUCAACGACAGACAGUUUAAUAGAGUAUGU